GCUGUGAACCUGAGUGAUAGCAGGAUCGAACUCGAAAUGAAAACAUUACAGCAUUUCGGUAAUUUAGAGUUGUGACAAACGAUAUAACUCAUCAAAUUUUCGACAUUUGAGGAACUAAAUUUCAAGGCGGAUGAACAGUGUCUUAAUGGAUGAUUGUAUGGCUUACCACUUCAUAAGGAUUAUCAGUGGUCGAACCUAGUAUAAAGUAAAAAUACAACGAUAUAUAUUGCAUAUUUUUCGGGAGUUGCAUUGACCAAUAACCUCGGACAUAACAGAAUUAGAAAGGAUCGCGUUUAAGGAAAGACCGGCCCCAUUUUUCACACAACCUUAAUUUACUCCUUCGCAUAUUUCACCAAAAUUUAAAAUGGAUUAAACGUAUUCAAACAGAUGCCUAAGGUCCUGAACAUUCGACAGUGAUGGCGAUGAAGAGUUCCGGAUGGUUACUCCUUUACAUUACGGCAGCUGCCGUAGUACUAGUUCACCUUCCUGGAUCGGAAGCAUUUGCGAACCUGAGGAUCAGCGUUUACAACGAGACCCACGAAGACUUCAUUGACCGUCUUCUGAAUGGGUACAAUAAAUAUCUACGACCUGGCCUAGAAGCGGAAAUUAUCGAUGAUGUCCAGAUUGGAGUGUAUAUCAAAAGUAUAAGUUCAGUAGAUACAGCACAUAUGCAAUACACCCUAGAAUUGGUCCUAUACCAAUGGUGGACGGACGAAAGGUUCAACUACUACCCCGCCUACAACCACAGCUUGGUCCUCAGCUAUUACUACGACGAUAUAUGGACACCGGACACGUUCUUCAAGAAUGCCAGGAGCGCCUCCGUGCAUACGGUGACGCACGACAACAGAUAUAUCCAUGUGACACCGCAAGGAGUUGUCACCCUUGCGCAAAAAAUAACUGCGACUCUGAACUGUCAGAUGAAUCUUUACUACUUCCCACAUGAUACACAGUACUGCCACAUCAUCCUGUCUAGCUUCGGCUUCCCAACGGAUGAGCUGAGGCUGUCCUGGAACAGUUACGGUGUCAAGUACGAUCCAGCUAUGCAUCUCCCCGAGUUCACCGUAGCAAAGGUGGAUACGUCCAGAUGCGUACAUGAAACGGUUACAGGUAGCUUUUCUUGCAUCGAAGCUGAGAUACAACUCGACCGCGACACUGGGUUCUACAUCAUCCAGACAUACAUUCCGACCAUCAUAUUCGUCAUGUUGUCAUGGUUGAACUUCUACAUGGAUCCGAAGGCAGUUCCCGCACGGGUCGCCCUCGGCCUUUUGACGGUCUUGGCAAUUACGACGAAGAGCUCCGGUUCGCUUGGUCAACUUCCAAAGGUCUCCUACGUCAAGGCGAUAGACGUUUGGAUGUCCACGUGCCUUAGUUUCGUCCUCAUAGCAUUUGCGGAAUACUGUUUGGUACAUUAUGUUCUGAACUAUUGUGAGAAGAAGGAGGACUCGCCUAAACCGAAUCUGCCUCCGAGUGGACCUAAAGUUCAACCGACUCCGGAGGACGUAGACCGCAGCGGUGGCGAUAACAGUAUUCGGAAUGGAGAGGCAUCUUUUCACGGAAAGAACAGCAAUGGGUGGAUUGGAGGUACCAGCAACCAUCCCGGCAGUAACACACUCACGCCAACUGAUGGCAAAGCCUCAGGGGGUGCCGAGUCCCGUUCUAAUCAUAAAGUCACAGUGGUGGAACCAGACGCAACAGAGCGAUGUAGCUGCCUCGCCCUCAAAAAGAAAAGACCGGUGUCUGUAGCAAUAGACUAUUGGUCAAGACUGGCCUUCCCAGUGGCCUUUUUCAUCUUCAAUCUGUUUUAUUGGAUCAAAUACCCUCUUUGGCUUUAGUAACAUUUAAUUGAUGUUUGGCUGAGACCAGUAUAGGGUUACGUAUACACAAUAUAAAUAUAGUUGAUAAAUGUGCAUUAUACAAUCAUGUAAUCUGUUUUAAUGAUAUGCAAAAACAUUUUUUUCUCAUCGAACAUGCAUGUACAUGUACAUUUGUAUAUAUACUUAAUUGACGAAUCCUUCUUUUUGUGGAAAACAA
Molecule: messenger RNA, 2031 nt
Organism: Lineus longissimus
Lineage: Eukaryota; Metazoa; Nemertea; Pilidiophora; Heteronemertea; Lineidae
Product: glycine receptor subunit alpha-1-like
Exons: 9
Coding region: 417-1832 (471 amino acids)
Biological process (GO): chloride transmembrane transport; signal transduction; regulation of membrane potential
Cellular component (GO): neuron projection; synapse; plasma membrane
Molecular function (GO): transmembrane signaling receptor activity; excitatory extracellular ligand-gated monoatomic ion channel activity; chloride channel activity
Source: RefSeq, a predicted model, not a curated record